GAAAACCUGACGGCAUGAGCUUUAAUUGAAGAUUCCGACGACGCCUUGGUGAUGAAUUUUGGUGCUGCUACGGUGACUCCUCCUCCUCUGGCUGCUACUGCUGCUGCUGCCAUCGUCCAAUUUUCGAUUCGAGCUUUCCGAAGCUCCACGUCGAUCUCUUUGGCGAUGUUCUUGUUUUUAUGUGCUCAAACUCAAACAAAUAUCUUCUCUUGGGCCUGGCCAUGUGAAUUGGGUUCGAUUUGGGCUUUAAGCCAUACCAAAGAUCUGCCCCUCUCUCUCUGCUCUGCAGUCAGCAUGUUGCUGGGUUGGGUACUUGGGUUGGAGUGUUGACUCUGGAGGUUGGUAUCUUGGAAAAUAGCAGCAAUUUUAGUGAUGAUUGCUGAGAAUAAGGAGGUUGCGUUGGUCAGUGGAGUGUGCACCAGUCUGACCUAAAGACUACCAAAGUUGAAUUUGAAGUAGUUGAGGAAGAAGACGACGAAGAAGACAUUGAUUCACACUAUCCCGGCCUCUAUAUUAAAAAUAACGCCGGCAAAGAGGAAACUGACUGGAUACUAAACUAUUUCCCAGUCUUGGAUUCCAUAUUGGCAGAUAGUGCCGCCAUUAAAAUAUAUAUAUACGGAUAGAUCUGUCUGCUCUGGUUCCCAGGCCCCUACCUCCCCUACCUUAUCCAUGGCUUCCUUCCUCUGUUCCACAAACUUCUUCCUCCUCCUCCUCCUUGUCUCCGCUGUUCCUAUUGCUUAUGUCAUUCAUUCCGAGACUUCGGGGCGCUCCACUCACGUCUACGAGUUCCACAGCAAUGGAUGGCUCCGCGAGUGUACCAAAUGGGACGAUGUCAACGAUCGCUUCCUCGUCUCUUUCAUGGAGGGCGGACUUGGGGUAGUUCCGGUGAAGGAGGAUGGCCAGGUUCUGGAGGAGGUUCCGGUUGUCGACAACGCAGGCUUGGGGAAGAAUUCGUCCCUCGGGAUCUUCAUCGACCGGCCGAGGAAUCGCGUGCUCGUCGCGAUCGCCGAUGUGUUUGGGAGCAAGUACAGUGCGGUGGCGGCGUAUGACUUGACCACGUGGAGUCGGCUGUUCCUCACCCAGCUUAGCGGAUCAGAGGGUGAAAAGGGAUUUGCAGACGAUGUAACUGUGGAUACAGAGGGCAACUCCUACAUCACUGACACAAAGGGAAACAAGAUUUGGAAGGUUGGAUUAAAUGGAGAAUUACUGAACACCAUCGGAAAUCCCCUCUUUUCUGCGAAAGAAUGGUACUCCAACUUGGUUGGCCUCAAUGGAAUUGUCUACCAUCCCAAUGGGUACUUACUAGUCAUCCAUACUUUCUCUGGAACACUGCUCAAGGUUGAAAUAGGAAAGGGUGAUGAGGUCAAGGUUGUUAAUGUUACUGGAGGUUCUUUAAGAAUGGGGGAUGGAUUGGUGCUGUUAUCUCCAACCCAGAUAGUGGUUGCUGCAAACCCUUCAAGGCUAGUCGAAAGCAGUGACGAUUGGGAGACUGCUCGAAUUGUGAGUAAGUUUUCUGGUGCUAGUCAUCGUUUAGUCACUGCAGCGACUGUGAAAGAUGGAAAGGUGUAUCUGAACCACAUGUUUGGAUUGGGGUAUCCGAAGAGAAAACAUGUUCUUGUCGAAGCUGUUUUUUCUUCGUAGAAUGAGGCCAGAACUUGUUUUUUUUUUAUCCUCUAUCUAUGUGCAUUUCCUCUUGUUGUUGCAAGGAUCUUCAUGUUAGGAUGGUUUAGUUGAGUUAUGGAUAAAACAAUGUAUGCCAAUUGGUACUGCAUACAUUCUUGCUUCUUCGA
This is a messenger RNA of Andrographis paniculata, 1790 nucleotides long. RefSeq lists its product as uncharacterized. Lineage: Eukaryota; Viridiplantae; Streptophyta; Magnoliopsida; Lamiales; Acanthaceae. The record is from RefSeq and is a predicted model, not a curated record. The transcript has 3 exons. Gene Ontology annotation, cellular component: endoplasmic reticulum. Bases 670 to 1641 code for a protein of 323 amino acids.